Messenger RNA from Zea mays, 1792 nucleotides. RefSeq lists its product as uncharacterized. The coding region runs from base 116 to 1573 and encodes 485 amino acids. NCBI's taxonomy places the organism in Eukaryota, Viridiplantae, Streptophyta, Magnoliopsida, Poales, Poaceae. The transcript is spliced from 3 exons. The record is from RefSeq and is marked validated.
CACACACACAGCUUCCCUCUCUUCCAUUCUUCCAUUAGCCAUCCAGUCAACAAGUCGUGCGCAGCGCAGUGGCAAGAGCUAGCUAGGAGAUUGAUCCGGCCUAGUUCUGUUCAGCAUGAGGAAGGUGUGCGCCAACCCAGACAGAGAGGUCGGCCUCGACACAGUGCUCGAGGUGCCCGUCCCGGACCAGCUCCACCACGAUCCGUCGUCGUCGUCGUCGGGCCACGGCCGGCGCCGGCGACGCACGCUCAAGGCGUGGGUGCGGUCGCGCAUGGACCAGCGCCACCGGCGGCACAGCUCGCCGCCUUCCCAGGCGGACGUGCAGCUCAUGCUCGGGGUGGUCGGCGCGCCGCUGGUGCCGCAGCCAGUGCAGGCGAGGAAGGCCAUGGUGGCCGGAGAGGACAUCAAGGAAGAGCCCCUUGAGGUGUCCAAGGCGAAGUACAUCGUGGAGCAGUACGUCGCGGCGUCUGGGGGCGAGCGGGCGCUGAGCGCGGCGACGAGCAUGUACGCGGUGGGGAAGGUGCUGAUGAGGACGAGGUCGUCGUCGACGACGACCAAGCAGGGGCAGAAAGCCCGCAGGACGGGAAUGGUGGGCGUGGUCCACGGCGGCGCCGAGAUCGCCGGCGGCCUCGUGCUGUGGCAGAAGGGGCCGGAGGUGUGGUGCGUGGAGAUGGUGGUGGCCGGCGGCACCAAGAUGAGCGCCGGGAGCGACGGCAGAGUCGCCUGGCGCCAGACGCCCUGGCAGCAGGCUCACGCUUCGCGGGGGCCCCCGAGACCUCUCCGUCGAUGCGUCCAGGGUCUUAACCCGAGAUCAACGGCGAACCUGUUCUCGACAGCCACGUGGGUCGGCGAGAAGAGCGUCGACGGCGACGACUGCUUCGUGCUCCGCGUCGACGCCGACCCGCUGGCCCUGCGCGCCCGGAGCGGCGACGACGUCGAGGUCGUCAGGCACGCCGUGUGGGGGUACUUCAGCCAGAGGACGGGGCUGCUGUCCCGCCUCGAGGACAGCCACCUGCUGCGCGUCCGCGCGACGAAGGGCUCGCCGCUGGCCCAGACGACCACGUACUGGGAGACUUCCAUGGACUCGUCCAUCGGCGACUACCGCGCCGUCGACGGCAUCAACGUCGCGCACGCCGGCCGCACCGUCGUCUCGCUGUCCCGGUUCGGCGGCAGCACCAACGACGACAGCGCUGGAUCCGAAUCGGCCGGCGUGCUCGGCAGGAGGACGUGCACGUGCAUGGAGGAGAAUUGGAGCAUCGAGGAGGUCGACUUCAACGUCGUGGGCCUGUCCGCGGAGUGCUUCUUGCCUCCUAGAGACAUGGUAGUAGUACCUUGCAGUCCUAAACCAGUCGACGAUGAGAAGGGGCAGUGUGGCCGCCUUGACCACAGCUGCAAGAAAGACGACGCUCCAGCUGCACUUGACGUCAGGAACAAGAACGGUAAUGGCGGUGCCGGUGGUGUCCAUCGUCCUGCGACGGCAAGAAAGGCUCUUGUAACGGCGGCGACAGGGCUACCCUGGUCCGGGACUGCCAAGGUUGUGGCCGUCGAAACCUUCGACACCACCGCUGAGUAAUUAGUAUUAUUACUUUGUAUAUGCUGCGUAGUUACGGAGGCGUGCGCGUGUUGCGCGCCCCGUACGUGACGUCUGGUAGCUGGCAAGAACAGUACCCUGUAGUUUCAUUUUGCUAUGUAUAGUGCACAGUACGAGAUAUGCGUAGAACCCAUGAACCUUUUUCUCCUCUGGAGUUCUACUGUUUUUCCAUAACCUGCAAGAAUACAUAUGCUGUACGGU